GAGGGUGAAAGCUGGCGAAGGUGCCCGCGACGCGCUUUUACGCAGCCAGCUGGAACCUGGAAGCCUCCGCGCCUCUGGCCGAGAGACCGCGCCGCUCGCCUGCUCUGCCUUUGGAGGGCGAGAUCGCCCACGGCCCCGACAGCUUCUUUCCUCCGAGAACCAGCCGCCUCUUCCCUCUCCUCCUGCCCCAAAGACAUUCGUCCGAAUCCAUCAUGAACGGGACUUUAGAUUGCCUGCAGGACCACACGCUGAACGAAGAGCAAGGAGCGUUCAUGUUCACGUCGGAAUCGGUCGGAGAAGGACAUCCAGACAAAAUAUGUGAUCAGAUCAGUGAUGCUGUCCUUGAUGCUCACUUGAAGCAAGAUCCAGAUGCCAAAGUUGCUUGUGAGACAGUCUGUAAAACAGGAAUGGUCCUCCUUUGUGGCGAGAUCACCUCCAGAGCUGUUGUGGAUUAUCAGCAGAUUGUGCGAGACACAAUUAUGAACAUAGGCUACGAUGAUUCAGCUAAAGGCUUUGACUACAAAACCUGUAACGUUCUUGUGGCUUUGGAGCAACAGUCGCCUGAUAUCGCCCAGGGGGUUCAUCUACACAGGAAUGAAGAAGACGUUGGCGCUGGAGACCAGGGCCUGAUGUUUGGCUAUGCAACCGAUGAAACGGAAGAAUGCAUGCCUCUAACCAUUAUCCUUGCUCACAAGCUGAAUGCCAAAAUGGCUGAGCUGAGACGCAAUGGAGUCCUCCCUUGGCUUCGACCAGACUCCAAAACCCAGAUCACCGUUCAAUACGCCCAGGAAGAUGGAGCGGUCAUCCCCAUGCGGGUUCAUACCAUCGUCAUCUCUGUGCAGCAUGAUGAAGGCAUCUCCUUGGAUUCCAUGCGCAAGGCCUUGCAGGAACAUGUGAUCAAAGCCGUGGUGCCAGCCCACUACUUGGAUGACAAUACCGUUUACCACCUUCAACCCAGCGGCCGUUUUGUCAUUGGAGGGCCACAGGGUGAUGCAGGAGUUACUGGCCGGAAAAUCAUUGUGGAUACUUACGGUGGAUGGGGAGCCCAUGGAGGUGGAGCUUUCUCAGGCAAGGACUACACAAAAGUGGACCGAUCAGCAGCCUAUGCAGCCCGGUGGGUGGCCAAAUCUUUGGUGAAAGCAGGACUGUGUCGUCGGGUUCUGGUUCAGGUUGCCUACGCUAUUGGAGUGGCUGAGCCGCUGUCCAUCUCCUUGUUCACGUACGGUACCUCUGCCUACACUGAGCAAGAGCUGCUCAACAUUGUCCACCAAAAUUUUGAUCUUCGACCCGGAGCCAUUGUCAAGGAUCUUGAUUUAAGGAAGCCCAUUUAUCAGAAGACGGCUUGUUACGGUCAUUUUGGAAGAAGUGAAUUUUCUUGGGAAGUUCCGAAAAAGCUCGCCUUCUAACUUUCUUGGGACAAUCUCUCUCCAUUUCCAAGGAACAGUAUUUUACUACCCC
Messenger RNA from Thamnophis sirtalis, 1458 nucleotides. RefSeq names its product methionine adenosyltransferase 1A (gene MAT1A). Lineage: Eukaryota; Metazoa; Chordata; Lepidosauria; Squamata; Natricidae. Gene Ontology annotation, molecular function: ATP binding; methionine adenosyltransferase activity. The record is from RefSeq and is a predicted model, not a curated record. Gene Ontology annotation, biological process: S-adenosylmethionine biosynthetic process.